UUUAUGGAUCAUCCAAAGAAUGGCUCAUAUACAUAAGUGUACAUCCAUCAGGCCACCCAGAGCGGGCUGUGGUCCAGCAGAGGAACAAGUGUCACAGUGUUGAGAGAAUUUAUUUUCCAAGUCAGCAUGUCAGGGACAGAAACCAAGACAGAAGUCUUCACGAUAACUGAGACGGGAGAGUCGGCGGUGGAGAGCAACACGAACAAGACGAGGUGCAUCUUCGAGCAGUACGUGCAGCCCUGCCUGGCUGAGCUGUUUGGAACCAGCCUGUUUGUGUUUGUGGGGUGUGCGUCGGUUAUUGGAAAUGUGAGCCAAGCAAGUGGAGCCAUCCAGCCGGCUUUGGCACAUGGACUGGCUCUGGGAGUGCUGAUCAUGAUACUGGGGCAAAUCAGUGGGGGACACUUUAACCCUGCGGUGUCCCUGAGCGUCUACCUGUGUGGAGGGAUGGAGCUCCGCCUGCUGCUGCCGUACGUCCUGGCUCAGAUGUCUGGAGGGAUGAUCGGUGCUGGUUUGAGCAAGGCAAUCUACCCCUCCUCGGUGUAUGAUGCUUCCAUUGGAGCAGCCUUUGUCCCCUCCUCUGAUCUGGCUGCAACCACUCUGGCAGAAGCAGUGAUGUCCAUGUUCCUUACCACCGUGGUGUGCAUGGGGGCUGUCAACGGCCAAACCCGCUCACCAUGGGCUCCUUUCGCAAUCGGCCUCACUGUGACAGCCAACAUAUUUGCAGGAGGGAUAGUGUCUGGAGCCUGUAUGAACCCUGCCCGAGCGUUCGGACCUGCAGUGGCUGCCAACAGAUGGAACCAUCACUGGGUCUACUGGGUCGGACCCACUUGUGGUGCACUGCUCACUGUCAGCUUCAUCAGGUUGCUGUUGGGUGACCAGAAGACUCGAGUUGUGCUGAAGUGAAUGUGUAAUUUAUUAAAGAAGAGAGUGGACACCUAACUGACCUGAUGACAAUCUUUCCAUUCGUAUUUUUAUACACAACUUAACAAUUAGACUGUAACAUUUAAAUCUUUCUAU
Messenger RNA from Centropristis striata (black sea bass), 1017 nucleotides. RefSeq names its product aquaporin-8-like. The record is from RefSeq and is a predicted model, not a curated record. NCBI's taxonomy places the organism in Eukaryota, Metazoa, Chordata, Actinopteri, Perciformes, Serranidae. Gene Ontology annotation, cellular component: plasma membrane. Gene Ontology annotation, molecular function: water channel activity. The transcript has 5 exons. Gene Ontology annotation, biological process: transmembrane transport. The coding region runs from base 127 to 903 and encodes 258 amino acids.